Messenger RNA from Humulus lupulus (European hop), 771 nucleotides. RefSeq lists its product as uncharacterized. Bases 1 to 771 code for a protein of 256 amino acids. Lineage: Eukaryota; Viridiplantae; Streptophyta; Magnoliopsida; Rosales; Cannabaceae. The transcript is spliced from 2 exons. The record is from RefSeq and is a predicted model, not a curated record.
AUGGAGAGGCAGAGAGGUUCCCCAUUUUCAGAACAUAUUAAUCAGCUGCCCAUACCUGUCAAAUUCAAAAUGCCGACAUGGAAGAUGUACACUAGACUAGAAGACCCAGUAUCCCAUGUUCACAACUUUGAACUACAUACUGAUAUCUUGGAGGUUCGAGAUGAUGCCUGGUGUACGACCACCCUACCAGAAAUCGCCCAACAAUGGUUCUUCAAGCUACAACCAAAGUUAAUUACAUCAUGGGAUGGAUUUGUAUGCAUAUUCUAUUCCCAAUUCUCUUCGGCAAUGCCCCUUCCGGCUGAGUCGAAUGACCUGGUAGACAUAAAACAAAGAGAUAAUGAACCUUUAAAGGACCACAUUCAACGUUUUAUGCGGGAAACCACUAGAGUGAAAUCCCUCAGUGAUGAUGAGGAAUUCAUCAAGGUUGAGGAAGUCGAGCGGAAGGUGGAUAAUCCAUCUCAAACAGCUGUCGAGCAGGGGAAAAUAGAUGUUGAGAAUACCACUAACCCUGCAGAGGGAGGUAAGAAUGGGGCUAAGAACGACAAACGCAGUAAUGGGGCUGGAAGUAGCGGUAACCAAAAUGACAAUAAGAAGCCUAAGACUGUCGAACAGCCCAAACCACGAGAAUAUGUUCCUAAGUUUACUACUUACUUCAUCCUGUUGGAGCCCCGUGCAGAUGUUUUCAACGCUACACAGGCAGUCGUGCCGUACAGAAGACCUCCACCAAUGAGAAAGGAAGUUAACAUACGUGAUAUGACUAAGUUCUGCUAG